Molecule: messenger RNA, 881 nt
Organism: Mesitornis unicolor (brown roatelo)
Lineage: Eukaryota; Metazoa; Chordata; Aves; Mesitornithiformes; Mesitornithidae
Gene: LDLRAD4
Product: low density lipoprotein receptor class A domain containing 4
Exons: 3
Coding region: 49-747 (232 amino acids)
Biological process (GO): negative regulation of transforming growth factor beta receptor signaling pathway
Cellular component (GO): Golgi membrane; early endosome membrane
Molecular function (GO): R-SMAD binding
Source: RefSeq, a predicted model, not a curated record
GAACUGGAGUUUGUUCAAAUCAUCAUUAUAAUUGUGGUUAUAACUGUUAUGGUGGUAGUGAUCAUCUGCUUGUUGAACCAUUACAAACUCUCGACGCGCUCCUUCAUCAACCGACAGAGCCAAAGCAGGAGACAGGAAGAAACUCUGCAGACGGAAGGGUGCUUGUGGCCUUCAGAAAGCUCGGUUUCACGCCAGGUUGCUUCAGAGAUCAUGUAUGCUCCAAGGUCCAGGGACAGGUUUACCGCCCCAUCCUUUAUGCAGCGAGACCGUUUCAGUCGCUUCCAGCCCACGUACCCUUACAUGCAGCAUGAGAUUGACCUUCCUCCGACCAUCUCCCUCUCUGAUGGGGAAGAGCCGCCGCCGUACCAAGGCCCGUGCACCCUGCAGCUCCGGGACCCAGAGCAGCAGAUGGAGCUCAAUCGGGAAUCUGUCAGGGCACCGCCCAACCGAACCAUUUUUGAUAGCGACUUGAUAGACAUCUCGAUGUACAAUGGGGGCCCCUGCCCACCAAGCAGCAAUUCGGGCAUAAGUGCAACCAACUACAGCAGUAACGGAAGGAUGGAAGGACCGCCCCCGACAUACAGCGAGGUCAUGGGGCGUUACCCAGGCUCCUCUUUUUUCCAUCACCAGCACAGCAACACGCCCCCCUCGCAGAGGGGGAGCAGACUUCAGUUUCAGCAGAACAAUUCGGAGAGCACAAUAGUCCCCAGCAAAGGCCAAGAGCGGAAACCAGGAAACCUGGUGUAAGCUCCUCGCCCAGGUGCACUUGAACUGAAGAUGAGAGAUGCAAGCAGGGUGGUGGAGGAAGACUCCCGUGCUCUGGUGCACAAUGUUGUUACGUUUCACGUGGUACAACUUAGUAAAACCAAACGUGCAAACCA